CUGCGUGCGGGAUGGUCGUUUACAUCACGUAGCCGGCCGGCUAACUACUUCCUCCAUCAUUUUUAGCUGCGUGCGACCAUAGACAGUACAUAAACGCGAGGCUCUAAAGGCUCCUAAACCUGUCCGAAUAAUUUCUCGAUAGGUGAUUCAAAUAGCGACACACUCCCUAAACAAUCAAGAUGUCUUCUUAUGAUGAGAAUGAGUCAAAGUUUCUUCGUAAGGCAAAGGAGAAUCCAUUUGUCCCAGUGGGAAUGGCUGGAUUCUUUGCCAUUGUGGGGUACAGACUGCUGAAAAUGAAAAGUCGGGGAGACACAAAAAUGUCAGUUCACCUGAUUCACAUGCGUGUUGCUGCCCAAGGCUUUGUGGUUGGAGCCAUGACUGUUGGGGUCCUGUAUUCAAUGUACAAAGAGUACAUUGUAAAACCCAGAGAAGAACAGAAAGCAGUGCAACACAAAUGAACAUGGACUGACAUUUUAUGUCCCUUAAUAUUACCUCAUAUUAAGGUGUGUAGAAGUUUAUUUUUAGAUGUGUCAUAAUUAUUGUAUGCACACAUCCCUUCAGAAGCUCACAUCUACUGUUAACUUAUUGAUUACACUUCCUAUCCUCUAAGUAGCGUACCAGAGGGUCAAGUUAUCUCUUCUGUACUGAGGAGGUGUAUUGCUCCAGCUGUUUUAACACUGGUUGCACUCUUUGUGUUUGCGUCUCUGAAACCCAGCUGGUUUGAUAUCUAUUCAAACAGGUGACUUGACUACAUAGUUUUGUUGCCUCUUAUUGAAAAGGUGUGUGAGUGAAAUAUUAAAAACUAAAACAUCUAGCAGAUAGACUAGGCUAAGCCUAGAUUUAAAAAAUAACCACCAAACGCAGGUAGACUUCUAAUUUAUUUCUUCUUUUCAUUGUGUUUAUUUUAUUGUCUCGCACAGCUAUAUUUUUGGAUGUACUAAUGUAGGGAUUUUUGCCAAAUGGAAAAUGUUUGCACCUUAGCCCACUUUUUUCUUCUUCAUGGGCAUCCCAGUGCAUUAGGCGUGUGUUUUGAAAGGCUUUGACAACAUGUGGUUUAAAGACUAGGCCUGUGCUUUCACAUUAUUUAAACAACAAUGACACAAAUGGUUUGUGACCCACCACAGUAUCAAGCAAUUACAUGGGGAAAAAAAAACAAAAAAAACAUAGGGGUAUAUUGUAGAAAAUAUUACAGAAAUACAGUGUGUGAUUUCUUUCAAUAGGCGAUACAAAUGUAUUGUAAAGGCCAAGUCUUUUUUUUCAUUUGAAUUGUUGUACACAGGGCUCCGAUGUCUUCAUGAGACUAAACUAACUGAGGUGCACCUGAAGACUGUGCAGUAACCCAUAGCUUGUGAUGUGCUUAAACAGAUGCCUUUUUAAGUUUUUCGCAAAGUUAAGUUUUAAAUGUUGUAUACAAAUACAGUUCCUUUUUCUAAAGUUUCUUUUUCUGGAAAUAAAAAUGACCAGUCUUGUAAUUCUGAAA
Messenger RNA from Perca flavescens (yellow perch), 1480 nucleotides. RefSeq names its product HIG1 hypoxia inducible domain family, member 1A (gene higd1a). Gene Ontology annotation, biological process: mitochondrial respirasome assembly. The coding region runs from base 180 to 458 and encodes 92 amino acids. NCBI's taxonomy places the organism in Eukaryota, Metazoa, Chordata, Actinopteri, Perciformes, Percidae. The record is from RefSeq and is a predicted model, not a curated record. The transcript has 4 exons. Gene Ontology annotation, cellular component: mitochondrion.